GUACAUUGAACAUCAUAACUUUUCCGUUUCUCUACUCCGACUGAGAGUAUGGGAAAGUUCUUCUGUGGUUUUAUGAAAUUUGUUUACAGCAGUUCGAAAUAGGACUGACCAUCUUACAGACGAGUGAGAAAUGGCGCUACAAUGCAAUGGUGUCUGAAGGCGGUUUAUCGUCUGGUGGCGGAUCUAGUCUAGAAUCAUCUGACGACUCCGAUAUUCCGGAUUCUCGUUUGGAUAAUCUUGUUGACGAUAUAAUUGGUAAACUCUCACUAUACACAACCUGCGAACAGUCUGGGAUGACCAUAAAAAAUCGAAAAGAUAGACUUAAGUCUGAAAGAGACCCGCCAGGGACUUCUACGAAUAGUCGACAUAGUUUCGGCUAUAAGCCGUAUCCUUAUAGUGAAGAACGUAAAGAUAUUCUCUCUCAUCGUAACAGACACCGUUGUUCUCACCAUGAGCCCAACAUUAGUCAAGAUAUUGAAGCUCCCCACUCACCCUUGACCUACCCAUUCCCUAUUGAUGCAUCCAUUUUCCCUUCUCAUGGGGCCUUCACCCAUCCCCAACGUUUAGUAUCUCAACAGCAUGAGUCCCUUAACGCUGGCGAAUGCAGACCACAUGUACGGGAAAAUAAGUCAAACCAGGUAAUACCUCAACCCAAUGUGGUAGAUGACGGCUCUGGCAACAACAGUGAGGAUGAAUACUAUUUCGGGAAGCAAGGCCGAAGGGGUUCACCCACCCAACCUGCAGAUGAUUGUCUUGAACGAUUGUUAGCAGAAAAGAAAGGGUGGAAGUUAAUUAAGGUGGGAUCUGAUGGUGCUUGUUUGUUCCGUAGUGUUUCUCAUCAAAUAUUCGGUGAUGAAGAGAAGCACGAUCUAGUUCGUUCGCAGGUUAUAGAUUACAUGGUGAAAAACAAGGAGCACUUUUCACAGUAUUUGACAGAGGACUUCGAUCACUAUAUAUCACGCAAGAGAGAUGCUUCUUGUUACGGAAAUCAUGUGGAGAUCCAGGCUAUCGCAGAACUAUACAACAGACCUGUCGAAAUAUACCAUGGUUCAGUGGAACCCAUUAAUGUUUUCCAUGCUGACUAUUCUAAGGAGUUUCCUAUCAGACUAAGCUACCAUGGCCGUGUCCACUAUAAUUCAAUAGUAGAUCCUUUCAACCCUUCAUUUGGUCACGGUCUAGGGAUGCCUAACUACCAACCCAGUUUGGCUGAACCAGACCUUAUUGCUUGCGCAAUCAGAGAGUCUGAAAGUACCCACCUUGAAGAGGCUAUGCUACGUGAUAAAUUAGCGGAAACAGAACAGGAUGCAAUUAAUCGGUGUAUUGAAGACCAAGCUGUCAGGGAAUCUUAUUUCGAUUAUUUCAAUCAGAUCUCAGUACCGAAGGUAAGGGAUUCAGCUAACUCUCUUUCCACACUCGACCAUCUGGACCUACAUGGUGAUCAGCGGGAAGCAACAUUAACCUCCGGAUUCCCUACAGGUUUGGCAAGAAGUUUCGACGUGGCAUCUUCAUCAAAAGCCGCAGUUCCCGAUUCAAAACAGUACAGAAAUCCAGCAAAUGAACCGCUACCUAGUUCAUCUCAUUCUCAAACUGAUUUGGGUUCGCGUCAUAUCCCACCCAAUAUGCUAGGAAUGGAGGAAGAUGACUUGGUUGCUAUGGUCAUGGAACAGUCCAGACGUGAAUACCUUGAAAGUAUGCGUAAUAAACAAAAACCUCAUUUUACUGCCAGUCGCUUUUCACCAGAAUCAACUCCCUCAGACUUCAAUGAGUGUGAAUCUUUUCAGAAAAUUGACGAAGAAUCGCCUUCUGAAAUGUCGAAUAACAAACCAGACAAAACCCAUGAUAACCCUGCUAAUUUAAAUGACAGUUACUAGAUAGUUUUUCUCAAAAGUAAAUUGAAUGGUUGAUUCAGCAGCUAGGUGUGCCUUCCAGUUUUCAGUGAAUUCAAUGCCAUUAUUACUUGUGAUGUAUAGACGACUGUCUUUCUCUUGUUUACUUGAUCUUGACUUUAGCGAAUAGACUGCUCAAGCACCCAAUACACUGUACUUCCACUGCUGACUUAGGUUUAUUUGUACUAAAAAUCUGUCCCAAAAGUUGCUUCCGCAGCAUCACUGUACCUUGUAAUUAUAAACUUUCGUUUACGUUAAAACACUUGUGUUGAUUUUUGAUCUUCAUUCUUUCCAAAGCUUACUGCGAUAAAAUUGUUCAUUAUGCACCUUGAGGUUCUGCCAGAAUUUGUGGUGCAUCAUUAUACCAUAUUUUUGUCAGUUUGGUGAAGCUGGAUAUCUACAUCCCUAUUUAUUUAGCCAUCUAUUAGAUUGAAAAUGCUAAUGUAACAUUUUAGAAGGUGCCUCACUUUAUUUUUCGAAUAAUUUUGUGUUAAUAAGUUCUUAAGUUGCUCCUUUGCUUGUCAUCGAUAUAUUUCUUCUAUUCACAAACUGUAUAUAAUUUCAUUGAUGUAACUGAAACACUUUGUUCAGUUGGUAAUUUACUUUGUGUUAUUUUAUCUUAAUUUCUGGUUGUUCCAAUCCUACCAAGUCCUGAUUAACUGUCGAGUAGUUUUUGAAUAGAGUUUAUUUAUGUAAAU
Molecule: messenger RNA, 2584 nt
Organism: Schistosoma guineensis
Lineage: Eukaryota; Metazoa; Platyhelminthes; Trematoda; Strigeidida; Schistosomatidae
Source: the annotation of a GenBank genome assembly